CAUCUUUUUCCCCGCAACCGGAGGCUUAAUUAAUGAACCCCGGACGUACCCCAGGGCAGACAAAACUCCGAGGCUCGACGCUCGUCACGAAGAUCAAGGGGGGAUGUUGCUUAUCAAUUCUCUUUCCUAUAAAAGAUCUCUUCAUCCUUCGAUAUUCGAGUCAAACAGUUCUGCUUUGAUCUCAUUGUAAAAGUUAUAGGAUUAUACCAUCACACCACACGACCCCUUAUACGUCAUCCCUUCUACCCUUGUACUAUCCACUUCCCUUUUCACAACCACAAAUACAAACACAAUGGCUGAAGCUCAGUUGGAAGAUUUCCCUUCGCUUUUCUCCCUGAAGGGCAAGGUCGCCGUUAUCACCGGCGGCUCUCGCGGUCUUGGUCUACACGCAGCUUCAGCAUUCCUCCAAGCAGGCGCAUCAAAGGUCUUCAUCUCAUCUCGUAAGGCCGCUGCCUGUGAAGAAGCAUGCAAAGCUCUCAAUGCUCUCCCCAACCUUGCUCCCGGUGCUGUUGCCAUCUCAGUUCCCGCGGACUCAUCCAAGUUCGAGGGUGUAGAGAGUCUUCUCGCGCAGGUCAAGAAGCACACCGACCGCGUCGAUAUUCUCCUCGCCAAUGCUGGAGCUACAUGGGGCGAGCAAUUUGACACGCAUCCUGACUCUGCCUUUGCCAAGGUCAUGGACCUCAACGUCAAGGCUGUUUUCAACACAAUCCGUCUCUUUACGCCACUCCUCGAGAAGAGCGCUUCUCUUCAGGAUCCUAGCCGUGUGAUUAUCACUGCCAGUGUUGCAGGACUUGGUGUCGGCACAAUUGGAAAGCAGGGCACAUAUGGUUACUCCGCUAGCAAGGCUGCUGUGCUACAUCUGGGACGCAACAUUGCCAUGGAGCUGGGACCUAGGCACAUCACCGUCAACUCCAUCUGCCCUGGCUUCUUCCCUAGCAAGAUGUCCAAUGGUCUGCUGGAGAUGUCUGGUGGUGCUGAGGAGAUCGCAAACAGCAACCCCAUGCGCCGACUGGGCAAGCCUGAGGAUAUUGCUGGUGUGGUUGUUUACCUAGCUAGUCGGGCAGGAUCUCAUGUUAAUGGUGAGACAAUUGCUAUUGAUGGUGGUGCCCUGUGGCAGCGAGGCGAGCUCAUGGUUGACUCCAAGUCGAAGCUGUAGGGGCGAUGGAUACGAAAUGUAUGAUAAAGAACAACCCUUCAUUUAUGGGGAUAUAAAUAGAAGGCAAAUACCUCUUGAUGACUAUUUAUAUAUUUUAUCUGCGUCAGCCUUGAUGAUAUUGGCGACCAUCAUGAACUCCCCUACUCCAAUGGCUUUCGAGCCAUCCAAGUACUUGCUCUAUACGUUGACUGCAAAAGACUAUCAGGAUCAUGAAUAUACGGCGCAUGGACACCAGUCUUGUGCCACUCAACAACAAAUCCCAUCUUCUCCAACAGUGCAAUGACUUCGUCGUCGGCCAGCUCAAAACUUCCUGGAUCAGCGAUGCCUGAUGAACUCUUUGGGUCAUGCUCUGCUUCACCAUCCUGUCCAUGAGUACCAGGCGCGUUGUUCUCAAAAUGCCACAAUAACGGCCCCACGUUGAUGAGAACACCUCCAGGCCGAAGACAGUGCCGUAUGACCUCCAGGUACCGAAUCAGAUUGGGUGCUGUGUCGAGGAAGAAGACACUUGCCACAGCAUCGUAUUGUGCUUCAUGAUCUUCAUUAGAAUAGAGGCAGAGAAAGUCGGCGGCGCACAUGGACAUUUCUCCAGCAUUAGGUGUGGCAGCUAGAACGGAGGCUGGAUGGAUGUCCGGAACGCGAUAGCUUCUGAGGUGGUUCGCUCGGGUGAGGUGAUUGGAGAAACUAUGGACCCAGGGGUACACAGUAUGCUGUUCAGCCGCAGGACAAUAGUUUAGAAUGUAUGAUGAGGCGAGGAGUUGGUGAUAGGAAAUCUCGUUGCCUUCAGCAGUAUAUCCAUUCGCAACCAGAUCAAAUACCAAUCUUCCUAGGCCUGCACCUGGCACCAAUACGUUUAGAGGAGCUCUAUCCGGAUAUCUCUCCUUUUCUGCCGCAAGAGCUUUCAUGACGGGACCAUAGCUAGCUUCUCUCUCCGCAGCUCCCGCCUCGGUCCAAUCUCUGUAGAACUGACGAAUAGUACUCCUCGCUUUGUCAACAUCGGAGUGCUUGGCGACUCCGGCCCAUUCUUGAGGCAUCUUGGGUUCAGGGUCUUCGGGAUCUGUCGUCAUCAUUCGAAAUGACUGUAGGCCAACACGAGCAAUGGUACGAGCCAGCUCAGCAUUCUCAUCAAUUGCAUCAUCAGUCUUCUCCAGAGUGUCUAGGAAGUUGAACGGAGGUGCAGCCAAGAGUUUCCAUUGUUCUUGAGGAAGAGCAUAGAAGGCUUGACGACGAAGGUGUGUGACGUUGAAGUGAGAUACUUUUGCGUAUUGGCUAUUGAGCGUUCAGUAUGAGAAACAGUACCCUUGAAUCAGAUUGUAUAUAGGGUUGAGCAGAUGCUGGA
Messenger RNA from Fusarium odoratissimum NRRL 54006, 2492 nucleotides. RefSeq names its product gluconate 5-dehydrogenase. Gene Ontology annotation, molecular function: oxidoreductase activity. Lineage: Eukaryota; Fungi; Ascomycota; Sordariomycetes; Hypocreales; Nectriaceae. Bases 293 to 1156 code for a protein of 287 amino acids. The transcript is spliced from 2 exons. The record is from RefSeq and is a predicted model, not a curated record.